Molecule: messenger RNA, 6481 nt
Organism: Branchiostoma floridae (Florida lancelet)
Lineage: Eukaryota; Metazoa; Chordata; Leptocardii; Amphioxiformes; Branchiostomatidae
Product: RNA polymerase II elongation factor ELL2-like
Exons: 14
Coding region: 8-1777 (589 amino acids)
Biological process (GO): transcription elongation by RNA polymerase II; snRNA transcription by RNA polymerase II; positive regulation of transcription elongation by RNA polymerase II
Cellular component (GO): transcription elongation factor complex
Molecular function (GO): cis-regulatory region sequence-specific DNA binding
Source: RefSeq, a predicted model, not a curated record
CUGUUGCAUGCUGGGUGGAACUCUGCGGGACGGGGUAGGUAGAAGCAACAAAAUGGCGGCGCUGGAGGAGGGAGGAAAGUACGGACUCUCCUGUUCCCGGCCCGCGGAAACUCCAAAAUCAGCCGUCCUCGUCAGAUUAACCGACUCAGCGCUCAGAGCGCUAGAAGAGUAUCAAACCUUGAAGGGAACUCACCAAAAGCCAAGUAUUCAAUUUAGAAACAAUGAAGGGGUUAUUAUAGUCCCUGUUAGGAAAAGUGCAGACAACCCCCAGGGAACAAAGACUUUUAAAUUCACCCUAUCCUCUGCACAGCAGGGUGUUACAGAGUGUGUGCAACAAGGACGCAGAAGUCUCAGUGAUACCCAGCUACACCAGGUCAACAAUAUUCAGCAGAAGCUGACCGUCCACGCCACAGAGGACGUGUAUCAAACCACCAGACAACGGGUCACUCAGGUCGAGGAGGAGUGGAAGAAAAACCAGACUAAAGUAUUGGAUAAACUAGGACCAAAAAUAGGAAGGAAAGUAAAGAUCAAACAUCCCAGCCAGCCCAUCCCACCAAGCCGCAAACACACCAAAAGUGCCAUUCAUAGCUCCUCCUUCAACAGGAUUCAGAAACAGUCUGCCAAACGGUCUUUACACAGUGUUAGUACUACCAGUAAACCUAGUUCCUCUGUGAAUAGCUCCAGAAAUAACCAUGAGAGACAGACUGCUGUAUCCAAGAGACCAUGCAGAUCUGUUGUGCCUGUUAAUAGGGAGAGAGUCAUCCACCUUUUGGCCAUGAAGCCUUACAAGAAACCUGAGCUCAUCUUGAGACUGAAUAAAGACGGCAUCAGUGACAAGACGUUAUUGCCAGACAUUCUCAAAGAGAUAGCAACAUUAGGUAAGGAUGACAACUACACGCUGAAUAAAACUGCCUUUAGUGAUGUCCAGGAAGACUGGCCAUUCUACACCAGUGAGGAGAGGCAACUUGUAAAAAGGCGACUUGCCCAGAUGCGACAGUCCCCCUCAUGUUCCCCGACGACCACCACCCAUGACAGUCCACCGUCCCUCCAAGGUUCUUCUUCUCAGCAGACCGUCCAGGCCUCCAAACGCCCCCUUGACAGUCUGGACCAGCAAGUCGCCGCCAAGAAGCCACGGGUCAGGAUCAGUGCAAAUACAGGCGCCUUGGGCAGCCAGAACUGUGCAAUAAACUCACAGGCAUUCCCAGUGCAAAGUAACGAAGCCACUUCUACACAGUCCACACCAAGUCCAGACUCCCAGGUGGACGACAGGUUUGAUGUGAAAGCAUUUGACAAGAAAGAGGAGGAGAGGGCGCAGCGGAAAAGGGAAAAGACUAAAGCCAUCAGGAGUGCCAAUGGCAAAGAUGGGAAAGUUAAAGAUGUGCCGUCAUCCCCAAGUGCCAAUGAACAAUCCGUUGCCACCUCCACUUCAGAGAUGCCUACGUAUAUCAGUCAUUAUCCACCAAUCUCGAAAUAUGACCAACGCCAAUCCUACAAGAUGGACUUCAACAGGGAGUAUGAAGAGUACAAGCAGUUGUAUGCAAACAUACAGAAGGUGUCCCAGAGAUUCAGCAACCUGGAGGCAGAGCUACGAAAGCUGCCCGAAGGAAGCAAUAACUACAAGAGAAUACAGAAACAAGUCCUGCAGGAGUAUGACAAGAUACAAGUUGACCAGAAGUACCAGGACCAGAAGAGAAGGUGGAAGGAUCUCCAUGCCAAACUGGCACACAUCAAGAAUUGUAUACUAGAAUAUGACAGGGCCAACUUUCCCUGUACAUAGCCAGACUGCACAACAUAUCUCCUGUUCAUGGACUUGGAUGUGGAAAUAAGGACUGAAUAAUUAUGGCAUUACACUCCACUGGUCUCAUUACUUCCCACAAAUCCUCAUGAAAAGAUCAUAUUGGUGCAUCACUUUGAAUGAACAUUAACAUUGACAAAGAUAGAACAUGACCAGUUCGAUAAAAAUACGGGCAUAGUCAUGCAUCUGUGGAUUUUCCUAGUGAAGUCCCUCAUUUGUUGUGGCAUGACUCUUGUCUGCAAGGCUAACUGCAAGUGUCAGAAAAGUUGACAUCAAUGCUACCGUCCAUAAGCUUAUGAAUCAAUUCAUUCAGUGACUGCUGCAUGAAGUGAGUCCCUGCGUCUCCCUGGGUGAAUAAGUGAGGAAUAUUUAUGAGGGAUGCAGUGCCAGGUCCUGUCACUUGGGAAGUGGAAGUAGAGAUGUUCAGUGGAGUGUGAUGCCUGCGAGGACUUGGACUUACCCCUGUGUCGCACACUGUGGCCUCAAGGAGUCGGCCUGCCGGGAAAGUCUCUCAGGUGAAGAUGUUAAAUGCAGAGCCUGUACUGAAGGCAUAAAAACUGGGAGGUUGCACAAUCUUCCUGUCAAAGUGGAGUCAGUCAUGUGUUCAAACUUUGCUGCCCCAUCCAAAAACACUUGCAGUUCAGUGGUUUACAAUCAGUGCCUGGCCUUCCUACUGACUACUGAUGAUUGGUAUCAUCUGACAUCACCUGUAAUGUGGCUAAUACAUUCUCCACAACUAGGUAGCUGAGACAAGGCAAUGAAUAAAGGAAAAGAUGUUAAUGAUGUGCUACUGUAGCUAAGCCUAUUGCGAGACAUUUUGGUAGGGCAGUAAUUUUGAAUGAAGGCACUUCUGUCUCCAUAUCCAAAUGAAAGAAAGGAUGUCUUGCAAACUGUGAGGAAAGUGCCAAAACUCACAAAGCCAACAACAAACUUAAAGGAGCACCACAGGUUCCUUUUUUUAUUCUAAGGUCAGCCAGGUGGCAGGAAGUUGUGAAACCUUGAGGUGACAGUGUGUGGCACAGUCCCAAAAAAGUACUAUUUGCUUUUGCUGCUGCAAUUAAUUGAUAUCCAAGUACAAUGUAUUAAUAUUAUUGUUAUCUGUAAUAACUAGGUAUAUUUAAUAUGUAAAUACACUAGACCAACAGGGCUAUGUCUCUGUCAAUGUACCCCUGAGCAGUAUUCUCCCUCCUCAAACUGUUGCGUUGAGAGGAUUUUUUUCUUUCCUUUUUUUUAAGUGUACAUGACCUUGCACAGGUAGCAAUUCCACAUGGAUGAUUGCAGUAAUCAGAAAACUGGAUGCACGAAAGUGGUCUGUUAAGUGCAGAUGAGAAACCCUUGCCCACAAGCAGGUUUCUUCAUACUUGAAUAUGUUGAUCUAAGGCAUACGGAAAAAGUAGAUCUUAAGCCCCCAGAUGGUUCCUUUGUACAGUUUCCAAUCAUGGCAGGUUUUGCAUAACAUAAGUUCAGAAGGGAGCAGGAUCUGUUCCACCAGGCAACUUUCUUAAUUCAGCUGAAGCAGCAAUCUCUGCUUGAACCUGGGGCAAUAACGUGGCUGGAAUUCCCCUGGUGGACAACUUUUCAUAAAGUUGUUACACCUUUCCAAGGCCAUGUUUGGACUGCAUUUCAGCAGGGUGUUUCCCUGCGGAAUGUGCAUGCCAUGCAGUACCCCACUUCAGGCUAUGCCCACUCCACCAACUCAGCCUAAAAUGUUUUUCUGUAUGCAUAAGUGUCCUCCAGACUCCUGCAAAAAAGGAAUUGGAUGUUGCUGUCCUCUACUUCUUACUCUCAACACAGUUGCUGGGGAGCAUAGUUUACCAUGAUGCAGUUGCUUAACCACAGAAAACAUGGGGAACAGUGCUGUUUGGAUGUCCUGCACCUCUCGACAGCAUUGUGUACCAAUUCAGUGUGUCACCCUGCAAAUUUAUGCAUGUAGAUGAACCAUUGCUUUAUACUACAUGUGCCUGCAUGUAUUACAUGUUCCUUUUGAAAUCUUGGCCCAUUUUUAUUUUGUUGAUAUAUUCUUUUGACUGUAAACUUUAGCAUAUCAGCCAUCUCUGUAUCCUAAAACCUUGAAGUAUGGCAGAAUUUUAUGGUCUGUAGCAAAGUUUCCCCUAUCAAAGAGGACUUUCAUCCUCACAGAAACACUCCAAAUGGAACCAGUCAAAAAGAGUGCUGAGCCAGUGCCAUAAAGAUUUUGCCAGAAAAUUGUUUGGCAUUUGUGGAGAAGCUUAUGUUGCAAAUGAGUGAUUUGAUGUCUCAUUUCCGCACAUUUUAUGAUUGUGUGCAGCCAGACUCUGCCGUAAAAUGUGCCAGGCCUCACAUGGGUGAACAUAUCGUUAGCUGUAAAACUAAUUCUUCUGCAGUGGCAACAGUAAAAACAUUCCUGUAACUGCUCUGAGAUUAAUACUGUGUUCCCCUCGGAACCAUAUUUCACUUGCCAUCAACCAAAUUGCCACAUGGGAAAGCCUGGUAGUCUGUUUGAUAUGAUUUGGAAACUGUCCAAAUACGAGGGCCUUCUUCCCCAUCAAGACCUUGCACAUGACUUUCAAUUUGUCCAGCAGGCCACCAAUGGCUAACGGUUGACAUUCUUUGCUCAUGCUUACAGGAACUGAAUUUCACUUCUUUAAUAGGCAAAAAUUCAAAAGCAACAUUCCCACAGAAAGCUAUACUAUUCCAGAAUUGUAAUUCCUUGCAUCAAGGAGGUCCUGUUCAACUUGCUUUACUAUGAAAAUGUAAGGCUCACUUUAGCAUGGUGGUGUUUUCCUCUUGGUGUUGGUUUCAAGGCACAUUUUUGGCCUGUUGAUUUGGCCUUUUAUAAUGUGAAAUCUCUGAUAUUGGCUGUGUUUAGCAGAGUUGUACCUGAGGUACCUGCACAUCUCUGUCCUAACCAGUUUUAAGUGGAAAAUGGAGUGAUGUAAAAUAGCCAUGACAUUGCUGUAAUCACUAGCCCUGUGGGGGGUGCGGAAGGAUGCUUUCCUCAUACACUUCUUAAAUCCACUUUCACAGCAGGCAAUCACUAUUUAUAGAGAAGAGUUUUUUUCUAAGUUUGUGUAGAUGAAGGGUGAUACUUGAACAUGUGUGGGUGCUGUGCAUGUAGUGUGGGAGGAAUCAGGUCUUCCCGUGCACUAACAUGUUUGAAUUAUGUGAAGUGUUUGGCGUAUCAUUCUAGUGUAGACAUCCCAGAAUGGACCAGCACAGACUGAGACUUGUUUCCACUUCCAUGCCUGGUCUCUGUAAGGUGUCCAGUUUAGAUUCUUAGACCAAGACUUCAUAAAAUGAAAUGUUAGACCCUCUCCUGUUAUCUGGAUUUCCUUAACAUCUGUCUAGUCUGCUUCAUUCCUGCUUCAAUUACAUCAAGGACUUCAUAGAAAAAUAUUCUGCACUAAUCAUUAAGUUAGGAAGUUAGUCAAAGGUGCAUUGGACUUUGUGUAAAAAAAAAAACAGCCUCUCAAAAUUUCAGUCAUUGCUCAGGCCAUAUAGAGACCCUGCUGAAAGAAAAAUGAUACAAAAAAGAAUGACACGGGCCCAGAAAAAGACCAAACAAGGAAAACAUAUGAAAGGAAAGAAAAUCAUCUGUAAAGUGCCGUCUGAAAAGUUAUACUGUAUGGCCACAACAGGAGUUUUAGCAAGGGCAGAAUGCAGUGGUUUUUUUAUAACAUGGAGCCUAUAGAUUAGUUUUUGCAGACUUUCUAAACUGUUCAACCCCCCACCCCCUUUGUGAUGCAGACCAUGCAUGAAGCAAAAAUAGCGGUGGCACCCCAGAAGUAAAGAACAAAUGUGUGAUUAUGCCAAAUGUAGUCUGAAAAGCAUGAGGGAUAGAUAGCAAAGCCACCGAGUUGGGGCGCAGCAGAAUAUUGGGGCAAAAGUGCAUGGACAUGAGGAAAUUUAUUCCCCAUCACAUUGAGCCUGAUACUUCCUGGUGCCACAUCAGAAGUUCUACAUAGGCCUUGCAACUUAUCUUCAGACUGCACGCUCUGUUAGUGAUGUAGAUAUCACCUACUUAGUCAUCCAGGCUAAGCUGGGGGAUACUUUGCUAUGCCAUCGGUGUGAUCUUAAUUUGCAAAUUGAUUGGAUCCUCAAGUCGUUUUGUGUUCGAAGGAGCUCCAUUGUUCGUCAGCGAUGGUGAAUCUGAAAAAUAGAAUUUGAUUUGAAUUGUAUUGUGUUGGAAAAGGUAUGCUAAAUUAGCAAACUUUUGUCAAAGACAAGUAACAAAGGAUAUUCUAUUUCUUGUCAUCUUUAAGUCUGAGAAAUGACUAUGUAUUUACCUGUUGAUUUCUGUUGUUAGUAACCAGUUAGCACCUUGUUUGAAGAAAAUGGCAUAUACAAAUGCCAGACUUGACUUGACCAGCUCUGUUUUGCUUGUGACUCUAAUUAUGCAAAUAAAUAACGAACCAGUGGCUUCUUAUUUUCAGAUUAUUGCUUCCUUUCACUACUGACAUAACAAGUUCAAGCGUUAUGUCUGUUUAUGUUACAAAUUAAUUGAGACUUUAAUUUAAAAUUAAUGUUAUGAAAGUUUAAGCAAGGAAAUCAGGAAAACACACCUGACCAUUCUUAUGUAACCAUUUCAGUAUUCCAUACCCAUCUAACGAUAACCUUUCGUCCUCUUUUUAAGGUGAAAGAUAACCAUUUUAUUGACAUGUAUAUGUGACAAAAGCUUCUGCAAUAAAGGCGAGAAAUGAGCAGUUC